Messenger RNA from Tupaia belangeri chinensis (Chinese tree shrew), 3500 nucleotides. It is a transcript of the gene SH3PXD2A, whose product is annotated as SH3 and PX domains 2A. Gene Ontology annotation, molecular function: phosphatidylinositol binding; protein binding; superoxide-generating NADPH oxidase activator activity. Lineage: Eukaryota; Metazoa; Chordata; Mammalia; Scandentia; Tupaiidae. Gene Ontology annotation, biological process: superoxide anion generation. The record is from RefSeq and is a predicted model, not a curated record. Gene Ontology annotation, cellular component: cytoplasm.
GCGCGCAGGGUCGGAGUGGUGGUGGUCCUGGGGACCUGGGCAGCUGAAGGAGCCGGAGCCCGGCCGGGAUGAGAAGGUGACGCCGCCGGGGGGCGCCACUCGCUUUGUGGGGAAGAUGCUCGCCUACUGCGUGCAAGAUGCCACCGUGGUGGACGUGGAGAAGCGAAGGAACCCUUCCAAACACUAUGUGUACAUCAUCAACGUGACCUGGUCCGACUCCACCUCCCAGACCAUCUACCGGAGGUACAGCAAGUUCUUUGACCUGCAGAUGCAGCUUUUGGAUAAGUUUCCCAUCGAAGGUGGCCAGAAGGACCCCAAGCAGAGAAUCAUCCCCUUCCUUCCAGGCAAGAUCCUCUUCCGGAGAAGCCAUAUCCGGGAUGUAGCUGUGAAGAGGCUGAAGCCCAUCGACGAGUACUGCCGGGCGCUUGUCCGGCUGCCUCCCCACAUUUCACAGUGUGAUGAAGUCUUUCGCUUCUUUGAGGCCCGACCGGAGGAUGUCAACCCCCCAAAAGAGGACUAUGGCAGUUCCAGGAGGAAAUCAGUGUGGCUAUCCAGCUGGACUGAGUCUCCUAAGAAGGACGUGACAGGUGCCGACACCAACGCCGAGCCCAUGAUCCUGGAACAGUACGUGGUGGUGUCCAACUAUAAGAAGCAGGAGAACUCAGAGCUGAGCCUCCAGGCCGGGGAGGUGGUGGAUGUCAUCGAGAAGAACGAAAGCGGCUGGUGGUUCGUAAGCACCUCUGAGGAGCAGGGCUGGGUCCCUGCCACCUACCUGGAGGCCCAGAAUGGUACUCGGGAUGACUCAGACAUCAACACCUCCAAGACGGGGGAAGUGUCCAAGAGACGCAAGGCCCAUCUGCGGCGCCUGGAUCGCCGGUGGACCCUGGGCGGGAUGGUCAACAGGCAGCACAGCCGAGAGGAGAAGUAUGUCACUGUGCAGCCUUACACCAGCCAAAGCAAGGACGAGAUUGGCUUUGAGAAGGGCGUUACCGUGGAGGUGAUCCGGAAGAACUUGGAGGGCUGGUGGUACAUCAGAUACCUGGGCAAAGAAGGCUGGGCGCCAGCAUCCUACCUGAAGAAGGCCAAGGAUGACCUGCCAGCCCGGAAGAAAAAUCUGGCGGGCCCCGUGGAGAUCAUCGGGAACAUCAUGGAGAUAAACAAGAAGGCGUCUGGGGACAAGGAGGCUCCUCCAGCCGAGGGCGAGGGCCCCGAGGCCCCCAUCACCAAGAAGGAGAUCAGCCUGCCCAUCCUUUGCAACGCCUCCAAUGGCAGCGCCCUGGCUGUGCCCGAGAGGACCGUCUCCAAGCUGGCCCAGGGCUCUCCCGCUGUGGCCAGGAUUGCCCCUCAGAGGGCCCAAAUCAGCUCCCCAAACCUAAGGACAAGACCCCCACCACGCAGAGAGUCCAGCCUGGGGUUCCAGCUGCCUAAGCCGCCAGAGCCCCCUUCCGUUGAGGUGGAGUACUACACCAUCGCCGAAUUCCAGUCGUGCAUUUCCGAUGGGAUCAGCUUUAGGGGCGGACAGAAAGCAGAGGUCAUCGACAAGAACUCGGGCGGCUGGUGGUACGUGCAGAUCGGCGAGAAGGAGGGCUGGGCUCCCGCCUCGUACAUCGACAAGCGCAAGAAGCCCAACCUAAGCCGCCGCACCAGCACCCUGACGCGGCCCAAGGUGCCCCCUCCGGCACCCCCCAGCAAGCCCAAGGAGGCCGAGGAGGGGCCUGUGGCUGCCAGCGAGAGCCAGGACUCCCCACCGAAGCUCAAGUACGAGGAGCCUGAGUACGACAUCCCUGCCUUUGGCUUCGACUCGGAGCCGGAGCCGGGUGAGGAGCCCGGAGGGGGCAGGCGGCCCCCGCAGCCCCACAGGCCCUCGCCUGCCUCUUCCCUGCAGCGGGCCCACUUCAAAGUGGGCGCAUCUUCAGAGGACGUGGCACUGGAAGAGGAGACCAUCUAUGAGAACGAGGGCUUCAGGCCAUUUGCAGAGGACAACCUGUCGGCUAGAGGCUCCUCUGGGGACAGUGACUCCCCGGGGGGCUCCUCGUUGUCCCUUGCCAGGAAAAACUCCCCCAAGUCAGGCUCUCCCAAGUCAUCGUCACUCCUAAAGCUCAAGGUGGAGAAGAACGCCCAGGCAGAGCUGGGGAAGAACCACUCCUCGGCCUCCUUCUCCUCGUCCAUCACCAUCAACACCACCUGCUCCUCCUCCUCCUCCUCCUCCUCCUCCUUGUCCAAGAACACUGGUGACCUGAAGCCCCGCUCUGCCUCGGACGCAGGCAUCCGCGGCACCCCCAAGGUUGGGGCAAAGAAGGACGUCGACGUGAAGUCUGGGCUGACCUCCUGUGCCCGGGCCAAGCCGUCAGUCCGGCCCAAGCCAUUCCUGAGCCGAGCAGAGUCGCAGAGUCAAGAGAGGAUGGACAUCAGCACUUUACGGCGCCAGCUGCGGCCCACGGGCCAGCUCCGGGGCGGUCUCAAGGGCUCGAAGAGCGAGGAUUCAGAGGUGCCCCCACAGACAGCCUCCGAGGGGCCCAGUGAGGGGUCCAGGAGAGGCUCAGCCGACCUCGUCACCCUCCCAGCCACCACCCCCCCGUGCCCCACCAAGAAGGAGUGGGAGGGGCAGGCCACCACCCACACGACGUGCAGCGCCUACCAGAAGGUCCAGGACUCGGAGAUCAGCUUCCCCGCGGGCGUGGAGGUGCAGGUGCUCGAGAAACUGGAAAGCGGCUGGUGGUACGUGCGGUUUGGGGAGCUCGAGGGCUGGGCCCCUUCCCACUAUUUGGUGCUCGAAGAGAGUGAGCAGCCUGACCCUUCUGGCAAGGAGCUGGAUGCCGUGCCGGCCAAGAGCAGGCAGAACGAGGGCAAGUCGGACAGCCUGGAGAAGAUCGAGAAGCGGGUCCAAGCCCUGAACACGGUCAACCAGAGCAAGAGGGCCACGCCCCCCAUCCCCUCCAAGCCCCCCGGGGGAUUCAGCAAGACCUCGGGUGCUGGGGCUGUGAAGAUGAGGAACGGCGUGCGGCAGGUGGCUGUCAGGCCGCAGUCGGUGUUCGUGUCCCCACCACCCAAGGACAACAACCUGUCCUGCGCCCUGCGGAGGAACGAAUCACUCACGGCCACUGACGGCCUCCGCAGCGUCCGCCGGAACUCCUCCUUCAGCACUGCCCGCUCUGCGGCCUCCGAGGCCAAGGGCCGCCUGGCUGAGCGAGCCGCCAGCCAGGGCUCGGACUCCCCCCUGCUGCCCACUCAGCGCAAUGGCAUCCCUGUGUCCCCUGUGCGCCCCAAGCCCAUCGAGAAGUCCCAGUUCAUCCACAACAACCUCAAAGACAUGUACGUGUCCAUCGCGGACUACGAGGGGGAUGAGGAGACGGCAGGCUUCCAGGAAGGGGUGUCCAUGGAGGUUCUGGAGAGGAACCCCAAUGGCUGGUGGUACUGCCAGAUCCUGGAUGGGGUGAAGCCCUUCAAAGGCUGGGUGCCCUCCAACUACCUUGAGAAGAAGAACUGACAGGGGCCGGGGU